AUGGCAAGCUUACCUGCGCAACAACAACAGCAGCAACAACAACAGCCACAACAAGGUAAUCCCAUUUCCCCUCCACGUUACCCAACUCCUGGAUCCAAUCCAACCUCUCCCGCCACAACCACGCAACGAACCAUGAUUGGAACUCAACCAGUCGUGCCUAUAUCCAUGUUUGUGGACAAUGUGAUGCCGCCUCCAUCCGCACAGCGAAGUCAAUCGUAUACUGGAGGAUAUAAUCCAUAUGGUCCUCCUGGUGGUGGUGCGAUUUCGGCGACUCGUCAAAGUCGACCUUCGGCAAGAAGUCCUACGCACACAACUCACCAAAGUCUGAUUGGAUUUGAUCCGUUGGCUCCAGGAAGCAACCACAAUGGAAGCAACCACCAACGACCUCCCACUUCUCUGGCUCCACUUUCUCCGUUGUCACCUAGAAUUCAAAUGGCCAUGAGUACGUCACCCAUGGGUACCUCUCCCAUGGUUUCACCAACCAAGAAGUCACAUAGAGGAGUUCAAUCAUUCGAUGCGGUGGAUUUGAUGGGUGUCAACGAUAUUGCAAUAGAACAAGAACGAAUACGCCAGGAACACAAUCAAAAGAUGAGAGCUCAGACGGUGGAUGUUGUCACCAAUGGCAAACCAGCACCCGCAGCAACAUUGUCGCCCAAGCCUCCCACACACACGGCCACUCCCAGCGGUGGAAAAGAGGGAAAAGGGGGCAAGUCCAAAUCGCCAAAUCGCAAAGGACGCAUAUCGGGCAUGACAGGCAUGUUCAAAAAAGAUAAGCGAGACAAGGACAAGAAGGAAGUCCCUGCCCGCACUAGUUCCAUGAUUGAAAAGAACAAGCCGCCACCGGCACCAACCACCAUGUCUCUUCCCAACACUCCUCGAUCCUCUGGUGCACAAACUACCGAACAACAACGCUUGAGCAUGUAUCCAGGAAUUGCCUCGGACCUAAUGGACUUAAAACUUGGUAAUCUUGACUUGCCUCAGUUGGCCAAACCUUCCCCCACUUCCUUUUUGACGGGCAAGGAAGACGAAGUCGUUCGCACCUCCGGCGAAGCGGCCCCCUUUCAAAUGGAAAUUCCGGGAUUGCCCGAGAUUCUCGUGGUGGGUCAAUUGAACUUGUUUGUCGAUACCUACCGAUUGACGGAUCAAAAUUUUGAUCUCCAAGAGUGGGUGGGUUACUCUCGAAUGGAUCUGCGGGCCGUCAGCAUUCCACAGCACAUUCCCAUUGCCCAAGCAAUUUUGGAUUGUGGGGACGAUGUUUCGAUUCGGGGCGUCGUUUCCAAGGGAUCGGACGAAGACCGACUAGAGUGUGUCAUUUUUGAAGGACAACGACAAUUUCUUGCGGUCUUUAUGGGAACCCGCGAAGAACAAGCCAAGGGUGUUUCCAAAAAUAAAAAGAAGGCGGUUCCAAUGGAUUCGGCUCAUAAAAACGUCGAAGUGUAUGAAGGAUACUUGGAAGAAUACAUCAAGUUGGAAAAAGACGUCUUUACUAUUUUGGACAAAUUGACUGACGAAGAACCCUUUUGCGAUGUCGCCUUUUCUGGAUAUUCCUUUGGAGGAGCCAUGGCCACUUUAGGAGCCUUCCGGUAUGCCAAUGCCCGACCAGCUACUCGAGUCAGCUGUUUGACCAUGGCAUCACCCAAGGCUGGCUUGGCCAAAUUUCAAGAACUUGUCAAUUCACAACCGAAUUUGAAGGUCAUGCGCCUCGAAUUGGGACAAGAUGGAAAGUGCCAAUUGCCCGGAGUCGGUGGUUCUCACGUUGGUCACACUUUGGUAUUGAAUGGAUCCCUCGGCAACAAGUCAGAAAAGGUUACCCAACCCGUUCUGGCGUAUGAAUUUGAUGCACCCAAACCGAAAAAGUUUGGUACCAAGAAUCCUUCUUUGCAAGCAUAUGUGACAGCCGUGGAAGAAAUUGCUCGCUUGAAACUCAAGUGGGUCAAGGAUUUUGUCGGCCAUUCUGGAAAGGGGGUCGUGGUCAACAACGAAUCCCGAUUAGUAGUUUAG
Cylindrotheca closterium is the source of this 2001-nucleotide messenger RNA. NCBI's taxonomy places the organism in Eukaryota, Bacillariophyta, Bacillariophyceae, Bacillariales, Bacillariaceae. The record is from the annotation of a GenBank genome assembly.